AUGAACGGGUUUGUAAGUCGCUUUUUGGAUGAUGCGACCUUCGCGAACGCCCUCUUGACCGAAGUUCUCUGCUACUCCAAAACAGUCCAGAAGCCCGACUUGGUUGUGCAACGUCUUCUCCCACCCAUUUUGGGUAGGGCCGUCUCGUCUUUGCAGUUGCGACAAUUUUCGUCUCGUUUGAAACAUCAGUCCCUCCGUGAAGACUACCCGUUUUCUUCGUGGCCAAAUGUCAGUCCACACGACGAGAAAGGCAAAAGAGACGCCUCAAUUGUAGCGUCACUGUACCGUCAACUUGCGAGAGACGAUUUGGACAAAGCGGGACAGCUCUUUGAAAAGAUUGCAAGUGACACUACAAGCAUUGACCGAGACGACCUCGACCGCUUUAUUAUCCCACUCCUGCGCGAAAUGAUCGACAUCACCGAGCACCAGCCAUCCGAGGCAUCUCUAUUCUACUCCAAAAUCAUCUCUACCUACAUUGAGAGGAUGGUUCAGAAGGAGCCUCCAAAGCCGCAGGACUGGUCCCUGCCGGACGAUGCUCAAAAGUGCUAUCGGCCAGAUUGUACUUAUUGCCCCCUUGUACGUCAAUUUCUGGAGGAUCCAAGCCAAGAGCACCGGGAUUUCGCCAUUCCUCAGAAAUCGUAUUACGAUUUCAGGGCCCAUAUCCCGCAUUGGUAUGAGGCGACUGGGGAGGGAAGCGGAGAAGCUUACAAGGUCAAGGUUACUAAAUCACUCGACAUGUGGAAACAAAAACACAAGCAAUGGCGAGGCAGAGUUGACCAUGCUCAAUCGGCUCUUCGGUCGCUGCCCGAGACGCCAUUACGCCAAUGCCUCGGAGACGGCGAGUAUCGGGACUUGAUGGACCUACGCAUUGUCAAGCUACCGACUGAAGAUAUGAUCAUGGACCUGCCCAGCUCUGCCCAGGCAGAAGCUGGGAAGAGGAAGAGGAAACGGAGCGAUAUCUCUGACGCAGCAUGA
Fonsecaea multimorphosa CBS 102226 is the source of this 975-nucleotide messenger RNA. RefSeq lists its product as uncharacterized. Lineage: Eukaryota; Fungi; Ascomycota; Eurotiomycetes; Chaetothyriales; Herpotrichiellaceae. The transcript has a single exon. The record is from RefSeq and is a predicted model, not a curated record. Bases 1 to 975 code for a protein of 324 amino acids.